AUGGCAGAUUUUGCGAAAUCCAUAUUUGGGUUCAGUGGCUUCCACAAGAAAGAGAACCAGACGAACUGUCUGUCGGAUGAAGCAUCAAAAGAAAACCAAAGACCAUAUCAACAGCUUCCAUCACAAUACCAAGAGAAAACACAGCCUUUAAGUCAGCAUACCACGGGCCAGUCGCAGUUUUCUGACAUGGCCAGUCACCACCCUAGCGAAUCGAUUACGUCGGCAAAUAAAAAGUUUUUGCCCAGGGGAUUGGCCAACGUUACUCCAACGACGGCUAUUUCAAACCAAUCGAUGGCAUACGGCACAACUACUAAAAACGACGGCAAUACUACAAGCGAAGCAUUUUUGAACCAGACGUUUAAGAAUGGAAAUAACAAUUCCAAUUCUAACUUGGGCCAAGACACACAUAUGGCAUCUCAACAAACUAACAGAAGUCAGCAUCACCAACAAUCGCAGCAAGCCUCUACCGCUGCUAGUAUGAAUGAUGACAUAAGCAUUGCUUCUGAUCAGUAUUCCAAGCAACCCGUCAUCAUCACCACUGAUGAGACAGGUCAAAAUCAACAACCUCAAUCCAAAAAUGGUAGUCAACCUAAGGGCAGAUUGAAGGUUGCAAUUAUUGAGGCCAAAGAUUUAUUAAUAAACUCGAACAAUUCACAACCUUAUGUUGUAUGCACGUUUGAAAGUUCUGAAUUUGUUACAAAUGCUCCUGGAUCAUUUGGCAAAUCUUCAAAUCAUUCUAUAAAUGGUCCUCAUAAUAAAUUCCAGCAUUUGGGGGGUGUUCCCAUGGUGAAGUUUUCAGACAAAAGUGAAAAGAAUAGACCUGCAUUAUAUCAAAGACAAUCAUCAACUCAGCAUCUCAAUUUGAAGAAUUUUAAAAUUGGCUCCACAAAUCCAAUUUGGAACCACGAGGCAAUCUUUGAUGUAGUUGGAUCUAAAUCGGAAUUAGAUAUAUCGGUCUACGAUGCUGCAAGUGAUGACUCCUUCUUAGGGCACGUUAGAAUCUUUCCUUCUACUAACAGCUCGACAUCUAAUAAACAAAAUAAUGCAGAAUGGUUAGAAUUGAAAACAAGAAUUGUUGGAGAAAGAGUCUCUGGUUCAAUCAGAGUUAAUUGGGAGUACACUUCAUUGGGAAAAAAACUGUACGGACCAGAGGAUUUUGAAGUUUUGAGAUUAUUGGGUAAGGGAACUUUUGGCCAAGUUUACCAAGUUAGAAAGAAUGAUACUGACAGAAUUUAUGCUAUGAAAGUUUUAUCCAAGAAGGUUAUUGUUAAAAAAAAGGAAAUCGCACAUACUAUUGGAGAAAGAAAUAUAUUAGUUAGAACAUCGACGGCCGCCUCUCCCUUUGUCGUUGGAUUAAAAUUUUCUUUUCAAACUCCCUUGGAUUUAUACUUGGUCACUGAUUAUAUGUCUGGUGGAGAAUUGUUUUGGCACUUACAAAAAGAAGGAAGAUUCCCAGAAGAUAGGGCUAAGUUUUAUAUCGCCGAAUUAGUCUUGGCUUUGGAACAUUUACAUGACAAUGAUAUUGUAUACCGUGACUUGAAACCAGAGAAUAUUUUACUUGAUGCUAAUGGACAUAUUGCAUUAUGUGACUUUGGGUUGUCAAAGGCCAAUUUAAAUAACGAUGGUACCACCAACACUUUCUGUGGUACAACGGAAUACUUAGCACCUGAAGUCUUACUUGAUGAAUCAGGAUAUACAAAAAUGGUUGAUUUCUGGUCGUUAGGUGUUUUGAUUUUUGAAAUGUGUUGCGGCUGGUCUCCAUUUUAUGCCGAAAAUACUCAGCAAAUGUACAAAAAUAUUGCAUUUGGUAAAGUGAGAUUUCCCAAAGAAGUAUUAAGUAUUGAGGGUCGUUCGUUUGUCAAGGGUUUAUUAAACAGAAACCCUAAGCAUAGAUUAGGAUCCACUAACGAUGCAAGGGAAUUAAGAGCACAUCAAUUCUUUCAGGAUAUUGACUGGCAUUUGUUGAAAGCAAAGAGUAUCCCACCUCCCUUCAAGCCACAUUUAACUUCAGAAACUGAUACAUCUAAUUUCGACCCUGAAUUCACUUCAGAGUCUACCUCAGUAUUAAAGAAACAGUUGGAAUUAGCCUCCACUCCAUUAUCACCCGGAAUUCAAGCAAAUUUUAAAGGAUUCACAUAUGUUGAUGAUUCAACCAUGGAAGACCACUUUGGAAAAUCACAUAGAAUGAAUGCUUUCAAAGGCCCUGGGUCUUUUAUUCCUGGUAACCCUGACUUACCUCCUGACGAAGACGCCAUAGACGACGAUCAAUUUGACGAAAACGAAGAAAUGGAAAUCGAUGAAGAUCAUCAUAUGGACGAUGAAGAAUUCGUUAAUGGCAGGUUCGAUUUAUGA
Debaryomyces fabryi is the source of this 2352-nucleotide messenger RNA. It is a transcript of the gene SCH9, whose product is annotated as serine/threonine protein kinase. NCBI's taxonomy places the organism in Eukaryota, Fungi, Ascomycota, Pichiomycetes, Serinales, Debaryomycetaceae. The record is from RefSeq and is a predicted model, not a curated record. Gene Ontology annotation, biological process: protein phosphorylation. Bases 1 to 2352 code for a protein of 783 amino acids. The transcript has a single exon. Gene Ontology annotation, molecular function: protein serine/threonine kinase activity; ATP binding.